Anopheles stephensi (Asian malaria mosquito) is the source of this 5658-nucleotide messenger RNA. It is a transcript of the gene Iml1, whose product is annotated as GATOR complex protein Iml1. NCBI's taxonomy places the organism in Eukaryota, Metazoa, Arthropoda, Insecta, Diptera, Culicidae. Bases 640 to 5526 code for a protein of 1628 amino acids. Gene Ontology annotation, molecular function: GTPase activator activity. The record is from RefSeq and is a predicted model, not a curated record. Gene Ontology annotation, cellular component: GATOR1 complex; lysosomal membrane. The transcript has 13 exons. Gene Ontology annotation, biological process: cellular response to amino acid starvation; negative regulation of TORC1 signaling; positive regulation of autophagy.
UCGCAAAAUGUAAACAAGUGUGCUCGUCGAUACGCAACCAACCCAGAAUAUAUCAAUUUUAACGCGUUAUUUCUUUGUUAUAUGCUUAAUAUUACUACGAAAGUGUGCAUAAACGAUUCAACAACGAAAGAAACAUCGAAAUCACUUACUACAUACCGUCCAAUUCGAGAAUUUCACUAGAAAAGAGGAUGCAAAUAAACAAUGGCCAAUCACAUGUUUGCUGUCAACUCGUGACAAACGCACAGAAUUAAUGUUUGGUGCUUUUCGGGAACACGCAGAACUUACGCUUAUCGCAGUUUUAACAAGUGUGUAGCAUUGAAUGUUUACCAGCGGGUUGUGAUUGUGGUGCGCUUGAAAAGCGCUUAUGCUGCCCGGCGAUUACAUGGGCCACAUGGUGUAGCAGUAGGAAAGAGUCUGUAGAGCCAACCUGCCGCAGUCCCAAAAUCAGUCCAUCGCUUAUCAAAAAUCUCUUUCUUUUCCGUGGUAGUGCAAUGUGUGUGUUAAGAACGUACCAGCAUCAGUGAAGUUGAGGCGUCGUGGUUCUCCACACGGUUCAAACGAUUGUUUAAGUGUUUGACUGUCGCUUCCCGAAUUGUGAUAUGGUUCGUGGCCGUAACCACGGACUCGAUACGAAAGAAAAUGAUGCAAAAACUGUUCAAACUGGUUACGCACCAGAAAACCUUUAGCCCGGAAGAUCUGGUGCUAAACCCGAAGGAACAUCCGGAUCUAAAGCUAAACGAUAUCGUCGAAAUAUACCUCCCGGAGGACGAUGGGUGUCGGCUCCUGCUGCAGGUCACCUGCCUGAACAAAGACUUUAACUCGCGCGAAACUAUCAGCGUAGAGGUGAAUGUGGCUACCACGUUCAAUCUGAAAGCGUACAACGAUGUGUACAUGCGUGUGGUCGAUCCGGCUGAUGUGGCACUCGAUUCGGUCGAGAUUACGUUCAAGGACCAGUACAUCGGUCGGUCCGAGAUGUGGCGGCUAAAGACGCGCCUGACCAACACUUGCGUGUAUCUGAACAAAAAGAUCGAAUCGUGCGAGGGCUGUAUCCGGUGCCAGGUGUACGAAAUGUGGUCCCAGGGCGAGCGGGUUGCUUGCGGUGUUAUCAACGAGGACACUAAGGUGGUGUUCCGUAGCAACACCUCCAUGGUGUACCUGUUUCUGCAGAUGUCAUCGGAAAUGUGGGACUUUGACAUAUACGGCGAUCUUUACUUCGAGAAGGCAGUGAACGGCUUUCUGGCCGAUCUGUACAAAAAGUGGCAGAAGCUUGGCAGCAACCAUGAGGUCACGAUUGUGCUGUUUUCACGCACUUUCUACACGGCGAAAAGUUUGGACGAGUUUCCGCCCUAUAUGCGCGAUUGCCUGCAGAUCGAUUAUAGGGGACGCUUCUACGAGGAUUUCUACCGGGUGGCCAUUCAGAAUGAACGUUGUGAUGAUUGGAGUACGACGCUGGUACAGCUGCGAAGGCUUUUCACCGGCUAUCGGGACGUGGUGUUGAAGUAUCACCAUCGAGGAGAUCUUCCACCCGGGACACAAAUCCCGCCGGCUACUAAUUCUACCGCCGCCCAGGGGAACUUCUUGGAGGUGCUGAACAUCUCGCUGAACGUGUUCGAAAAGCACUAUCUUGACCGUAGCUUCGAUCGUACCGGGCAGCUCUCGGUCGUGAUUACACCGGGCGUUGGAGUGUUCGAGGUGGACCGGGAGCUAACCAACAUCACGAAACAACGCAUCAUCGACAACGGUGUCGGUAGCGAUCUGGUGUGCGUCGGCGAGCAACCCUUGCAUGCGGUGCCUCUCCUUAAGUUCCACAACAAAGACACACUUACCUCGAUCGACGACUAUUCGAUGCCCCACUGGAUCAAUCUUAGCUUCUACUCGACGAAUAAGAAACUUCCCUACUCCACGUUUAUUCCACGCAUCAAACCACCACCAGCGAUCGGUGGCAGUACGGAACCGCAGCAACCCCGUCCCGCCGGAACAGGGCGGUUACGGUUAACGAAGCACUCGACCGACAAAAAGAACGAGUACAUCCACAACUGUCUGUUCGAUUACGAUGCGUACGAUGAUCAGAUAUUUCAGCUACCGGCCGUCCACGGGACGAGCUCGCUGCAGCGGAUGGCCCGCACAAAGAAAACGUCCGUGCCCAGUCUGGAUGGGUUCGGUACGUACGCCCGGGCCUGUGAGUGGGAACAGGAUACGCUGAGUCCGUCCCGGUUGCGUCGUAAAAUGUCCGAUCCGGAUAUACACCAUGCGUCCAACAGUCUGCUGAAUGUGAGCAUUGCGUCGCGUAGCAGCUCACCCAACACGAGCGAUAUACUGGGCAUGCCAAAGCCGACCGCAAUCACAUCACCGAUUAUCGAGGGUCGUACCGGUGCGUUCGGGUCGUCCAGUGGACCCGUCGUGCGCACCGGAAGGGCUUUGAUAAAUCCGUUUGAUCCUUCGCAUGUCACCAUCAAGCUAACUUCGAACCGACGGCGAUGGACACACAUCUUCCCGAAGGGACCACAAGGUGUGUUGAUUCAGCAGCAUCACUACCAGGCCGUUCCGGCCACCACCCAAACGCCUAGCUAUUUUGUGGAUCUCGACUCAAGCAGCGAGUAUGCGCACACAUCCACCUGCACCUGGGGACGGGCACGGCAGGGUAGCACCGCUUCGUUCGAUAGCCGUCUCAAUGAGGACGAUUUGAAGUGGAUCGCCGAAAAUGGAUGCAAUCGGAAAAAGUCCGUACUACACUCACCGGCCGGUCCACACGUACCGGUAACGCCAUCGAAAAGCCUUACCCUGCUGUGGGGUGCCACCGGCGAACAGGAAUGGACACCGGCCCUUACUACAGUUGGCAGAGUGAUUAUAGGUGUGGACUGGAAAUCGCUAACGAUUCCCGCCUGUCUACCAAUCACCACCGAUUACUUCCCGGACAAGCGUUCGCUGCAUAACGAUUACGUCGUGUCGGACUAUACGCUGCUGCCGGAAGACUUCAAUGCGGAUUACGCGCAGAACCGGGCAGUGUACAAGAAACCACUGUCGACGGAUGAGGUGUUUAAGGAGCUGGUGUCGCAACGAUUGGCGCAGGGCUUUCAACUCAUCGUGCUUCCCGACAAAAGUGCCACCAAUCCACCGCACGCACCGUGCUGCGGUGGCCAUCUACAACCGGUAUCGUACUUCGCAACCGCAAGCAGCGUACUACGCCGUCAACCUCCGCAAGAACCGACCAAAGAGUAUCUGCUAUCGAUCGGACGCAUCUUCCAUCGGAUAUCCCUCAGCGGUUCGGCCAUCACCGUCACACGCUACAGGCCUCGCCAUCCAUACCCACCAAUCAACGUUGACUAUCGGUACCGGUUCCACGCACCCCAGCACGACACGUACGAAGUGAGCGGCGUACACUUCACCACGGAAAAGCUGGAAAACUUUAACUGGAACUACAUGGACCAGUACAUCUGUACGCGGGGCGACACGGACUAUCCACUGCAUGAGAACAUGAAAUACUGGCGCUAUCGGAUGUAUCUCCUGCCGAAGGAUGAUCCUGCGAUGAAGAAAAUUCUCGACGGCACCGUACGCCGCUGUGACAUCUACCAGGAGGACACACCCUUCCCGCCGGACCGACAGAUCUGCAACGAUUUCGUACGCUUCGUCGAGGCGCAUCUGAACAAAAUCAAAAAAUUGCAACCGGCCAAAAAGACGCGGGGUUACCCGCAUCAAACGCACCUUACCAGACGACGCCACAGUACCAGCAUCCUGUCGAGGCCACCACCGAAUCAGCAGCAUGGUGGAUGGGUAAAACUGUAUUAUAACAGCACAAGUAAUGGUCAUGCUCAUCAUCUUCAUCAUCACCACCAUCACCACCACACUCCCGAUCGCUUUUCUUUCCCUAGCACUCUUGCCGGUAACAGUAUCCUUACGCGUACCGGCUCGAAGGUGCUGGACAAAAGUGGAAGUGCGAUGCAGUCGCCCACACCGAUCGGUACCGGUCCGAUCGGUUCUGCGGGCAAUCCCACCAACAGUAGCAACGGCGGCCCGUCGGUAACACCGGCGACGCCCGGGAUCGGUUCGCCCAUGAUGAUGGUGAGCUCGGUCGGCGGUCGAACGACGGUCGACGGGAUACCACUGUCGACGCUGAAUACGGCCACCGAGCAGGGCCUGCUGGAGGAUGGUGAUGAUUUCGGGGGUGAAGGGGGCAAGCUGAAACCGACCGCAACGCUGCAGGAAAUCUUCGACGCGAUGCGCCAUCCGGUGCAUGGCGUUGGAUUUCUGGCCCCGGCGCAAAGUAUGCCUUCGUGCACGUUCGUGUCGUACGAUGCGAUUAACUGGCUGCAGAACCGUAUCGAGGGACCCUGCAAACCGGUCGAUAUACUGGAAGAGAUGAGACGAAAUCGCCUCAUCUGUCACGCUUCCGGCGACUUCAACAAGCUGGUCGUGCCCGGCUUCUGUCUGUACUACAUCGUCCGGCAGGAGAAGGAAUCGCCCGAGUACGUACCGCCGCUCGGCGAUUUGGCCGCGUUCGAGAACGAAUGGAUGGAGGUGGGCAUACGGCAUCCGGAUCUUACCCGGCCGGUCGAACCGCACGAUCGCGGUGUGCCGACGUUUUUGCGCGAAUCGCUCGACGGGCUGGAGGAGGAGGACGACGAUGGAUCGCUGUACAAGCAGACCCACCUGGAGAUUGACGUUGGCUCGAAAUCGGACCGUACCGAGUGGGGUCACGCCCGGUACCAUCAGCGCAUGAUACCGGGCCAGGCGUACGAGAUCGUAGUGCAGUGGAUCACGGCAUCCGGGCCGAUUGUGUACGAUCUUAUUUAUGGUUGGUGCCGUAAGGCACAGCCGUGUGGCUUCCAGCUCGUCACCAUCCCGGCGGAUCCGCUGGCGGAACCGUUUACCGAGAAAUCGGAUCCACUGCGCGGCCCAAUCUUCAUUCCGCUCGACAUCGAAUGCUUGAAGCAGCAUCGUAGCUUCCUGUUCCAAGAGUUCCCCAAAGAAACGUGGCCAACGAGGCUGCUCCUCUUUCAGGAAGCGAUCGUACGCCGGUUCGGAUUUAUGCGCUGUACGGUGGAAACGAAAACGGGCUCCAAUCAGGUGUCGCUCGAUCAUCAGUACGUGCACUGUAGCGGUAAUAUGUUUCUGCUCGUGCCGAACCCCAACAUGGGACUGCGGUCCCGCCAGCGGCUCGCAUCCGGUGGCAGCAACUUCAAGAAACCGAUCGCCUUCAUCAACCGCUACUCGGCAUCGUACGAAUCGCAGAUGGUCGCACCGAGCAGCCACGAACCGUCGUACAUUACGCGCCACGUAACGGGCGCGAAAGGCAUCACGAAGGACGACACGGAGGUGAUCCGCCGGACCGGGUUCCUGUGGUCGUGGAACCACAUGAUACCGAACAAGAAGUGGAAAUCGCUCGUCAUCGCCCAAACGGACGAUCUGUUUCAGCUGAAGAUGUUGCGCGACUUUAAGGAGUUUUGUGCCAACGCCGACCAGCGGUUGGUCACCUUCUGGGAAUCGUGCUGGGAGCUGAAGGAAAAGGCGUCACUCGAACGUACCUGAGAGAGAGAGAGCGAGAGCAGAAGGACACCGACGCUCGCCGUUUCGUUUGUUUUCCGUUGUUACUAUUGCUUCUUGAAGCGCUCUUUUAUUGACACAAAAAUCGAAAAUAAAAUAAAAAAUCACUCAAAACCG